CCCACAGGGACAGCAGUCCCAGCAUGGUGUACGUCAUCCUCGGAGUCUGGACGUGGAGUAUGUUCCAGUUUCCUCUCCACCUGUCAGUGUCUACCUCCAGACCUGAUGAAUAUUCAGAGGGGGACCAGGGUGUGUCUCUGCUGGCCAGACUAAGGACAGAUAUCUGGAGCAUGGUGGAGAGCCUCUUCGUCCAGGACGGACCCUUCCUGGUGGUCCGCCUCACCCUCAUCCUCUACUUCCACGUCAUACACCAGAUGCUCAUCUUCUUCGCCAUCAAGAACUUCCUGGUGGUCAUUCUGAACUUCUACCGUCUGUUUGCCAUCUAUUGCGACUACAAGGCUUCAGGUUGAUCUGGGGUUAUUGUCACAACUUCCUCCGAAGUCGGUCCCUCUCCUUGUUCGGGCGACGUUCGGCGGUCGACGUCACCGGUCUUCUAGCCAUCGCCGAUCCACCUUUCAUUUUCCAUUUGUUUUUUGUCUUGUCUUUCCACACACCUGGUUCCUGUUCCAUUCAUUACAUGUUGUUUAUUUAACCCCAUGUCCUUGUCCGGAAUUAUGUUUGUAAGUGCUUGUGCACGUUAUGCCGGUGUGCGACGGGUUUUUGUACCAUUUAUUGAUUGUUCUGUUUUCCGGUGGUUUUUAUGAUUAAACUGCGCCGUUGGAAACACUG
Oncorhynchus tshawytscha (Chinook salmon) is the source of this 669-nucleotide messenger RNA. RefSeq names its product transmembrane protein 26-like. The transcript is spliced from 2 exons. The record is from RefSeq and is a predicted model, not a curated record. The coding region runs from base 24 to 350 and encodes 108 amino acids. Lineage: Eukaryota; Metazoa; Chordata; Actinopteri; Salmoniformes; Salmonidae.